This is a messenger RNA of Cynocephalus volans (Philippine flying lemur), 2430 nucleotides long. RefSeq names its product basic proline-rich protein-like. The record is from RefSeq and is a predicted model, not a curated record. Bases 1 to 2430 code for a protein of 809 amino acids. The transcript has 4 exons. NCBI's taxonomy places the organism in Eukaryota, Metazoa, Chordata, Mammalia, Dermoptera, Cynocephalidae.
AUGGAAAGCGGUGCGACUGCAGAAACGGCGGCGACCCGCGACUGUCCCACCCGCAGACCGUCCGGGAACGUCCCUGAAAGGGGAACUCAGGCCUCCACGACGUGGACCUCACGAAGAGCCGAGAACGAGAAACGUCGUGACAUGAAAGGACCGCGGGUGAGAGUUAGAGCCCAGAAGACGGAAACGUGGAGAGAAGCGCGCGCGACGGCGGCUUCGGACACGCGCGUCAGCUGCGGAGACGCGGGCCGAGAACGGGCGAAGGAUGCGCGGACGGCGCUGCGUGCCCCGACCCGACCCGCCGCGUGCCCCGACCCGACCCCCGCGUGCCCCGACCCGCCGCCUGCCCCGACCCGCCACGUGCCCCGACCCGACCCGCCACGUGCCCCGACCCCCGCGUGCCCCGACGCGCCGCGUGCCCCGACCCGCCGCGUGCCCCGACCCCCGCGUGCCCCGACCCGACCCCCCGCGUGCCCCGACCCGACCCCCCGCGUGCCCCGACCCGACCCGCCACGUGCCCCGAACCCCCCGCGUGCCCCGACCCCCGCGUGCCCCGACCCGACCCCCCGCGUGCCCCGACCCGACCCGCCACGUGCCCCGAACCCCCCCGCGUGCCCCGACCCGACCCCCCGCGUGCCCCGACCCGACCCGCCACGUGCCCCGAACCCCCCCGCGUGCCCCGACCCGACCCGCCGCGUGCCCCGACCCGACCCGCCACGUGCCCCGAACCCCCCCGCGUGCCCCGACCCGACCCGCCGCGUGCCCCGACCCGACCCGCCGCGUGCCCCGACCCGCCGCGUGCCCCGACCCCCCGCGUGCCCCGACCCGACCCGCCACGUGCCCCGACCCCCGCGUGCCCCGACCCGACCCCCCGCGUGCCCCGACCCGACCCCCCGCGUGCCCCGACCCGACCCGCCGCGUGCCCCGACCCGACCCCCCGCGUGCCCCGACCCGACCCGCCGCGUGCCCCGACCCCCCCGCGUGCCCCGACCCGACCCCCCGCGUGCCCCGACCCGACCCGCCACGUGCCCCGACCCCCCCGCGUGCCCCGACCCGACCCACCCCGUGCCCCGACCCGACCCGCCGCGUGCCCCGACCCGACCCGCCGCGUGCCCCGACCCGACCCGCCGCCUGCCCCGACCCGACCCGCCGCGUGCCCCGACCCGCCGCCUGCCCCGACCCGCCGCCUGCCCCGACCCGCCGCCUGCCCCGACCCGCCGCGUGCCCCGACCCGCCGCCUGCCCCGACCCCCGCGUGCCCCGACCCGCCGCCUGCCCCGACCCCCGCGUGCCCCGACCCGCCGCCUGCCCCGACCCGCCGCCUGCCCCGACCCGCCGCGUGCCCCGACCCGCCGCCUGCCCCGACCCGCCGCAUGCCCCGACCCGACCCGCCACGUGCCCCGACCCCCGCGUGCCCCGACCCCCGCGUGCCCCGACCCGACCCCCCGCGUGCCCCGACCCGACCCGCCACGUGCCCCGAACCCCCCGCGUGCCCCGACCCGCCACGUGCCCCGACCCGACCCGCCGCGUGCCCGACCCGACCCGCCGCGUGCCCCGACCCGACCCGCCGCGUGCCCCGACCCCCGCGUGCCCCGACCCCCCGCGUGCCCCGACCCGCGCCGCGUGCCCCGACCCCCGCGUGCCCCGACCCGCGCCGCGUGCCCCGACCCGCCGCGUGCCCCGACCCGCCCUGUGCCCCGACCCGCCGUGUGCCGCGACCCGCCGUGUGCCGCGACCCGACCCGCCGCGUGCCCCGAACCCCCCGCGUGCCCCGACCCGCCCUGUGCCCCGACCCGCCGUGUGCCGCGACCCGACCCGCCGCGUGCCCCGACCCCCGCGUGCCCCGACCCCCGCGUGCCCCGACCCCCCGCGUGCCCUCACCGAGGACAGCAGCGCCUUCGGGAGGCGACUGAGACUCGUCAGCGUGAUGGAGGCACGUCAGCCCCGCAGUGUGAAGGGCUGGCCCUCCCCAGAGCCAGCUGAGGCUGCAGACUGGGGCGAACCUGAGUCGGGGGAGGGCGAACCUGAGUCAGGGGAGGGCGAACCUGAGUCAGGAGGGGGCGAACCUGAGUCAGGAGGGGGCGCACCUGAGUCGGGAGGGGGCGCACCUGAGUCGGGAGGGGGCGAACCUGAGUCGGGAGGGGGCGAACCUGAGUCGGGGGAGGGCGAACCUGAGUCGGGGGAGGGCGAACCUGAGUCAGGAGGGGGCGAACCUGAGUCAGGAGGGGGCGAACCUGAGUCAGGAGGGGGCGAACCUGAGUCAGGAGGGGGCGAACCUGAGUCGGGGGAGGGCGAACCUGAGUCGGGGGAGGGCGAACCUGAGUCAGGAGGGGGCGUAGCGAACCUGAGUCAGGAGGGGGCGAACCUGAGUCAGGAGGGGGCGAACCUGAGUCAGGAGGGGGCGAACCUGAGUCGGGGGAGGGGGCGCACCUGA